Molecule: messenger RNA, 189 nt
Organism: Dentiscutata heterogama
Lineage: Eukaryota; Fungi; Glomeromycota; Glomeromycetes; Diversisporales; Gigasporaceae
Source: the annotation of a GenBank genome assembly
AUGAAUAAAUUUAACCAUUAUUUUCAUGAUAAACAAUAUACUUUUGCUUUGACUUCACCUCAAGCUUCGCUUUAUGAAAUAAUCUCAACAUUAAAUAUCGAUAAUGAAUACUUUAUUUACAAUAAUCAAAACACUCAUAUUUCAACUUCAUCACAAGUAACUGUUGCUUCUGCAUUAAUUUUAUCACAA